This is a messenger RNA of Aspergillus homomorphus CBS 101889, 1659 nucleotides long. Its product is annotated as glycoside hydrolase. Lineage: Eukaryota; Fungi; Ascomycota; Eurotiomycetes; Eurotiales; Aspergillaceae. Bases 1 to 1659 code for a protein of 552 amino acids. The transcript has 6 exons. Gene Ontology annotation, biological process: glucan catabolic process. The record is from RefSeq and is a predicted model, not a curated record. Gene Ontology annotation, molecular function: beta-glucosidase activity.
AUGAGACCCAUUUCACUUGCCGUGACGGCAGCCCUGCUUGGCUUGACAGGCGCGUCGAGCUCGUCAACAUUGGGCUUACUUAAGGCCAAUGGUGUGGCGCUAGGAGACUGGGAGGCAGCCUAUGAAAAGGCGUCUGCGUUUGUUGCAGGGCUAACCACUGAUCAGAAACUGGCUUUGAUCACCGGUAGCAGUGUUUGCUCUUCCAAUGGCAGUUUCAGUGCUCUGGAAUUUCUUGACGGAGAUAUGGGUCUCCAGAACUAUUUCUAUGUUUCUGCUUUUAGCUUGUCCUCGGCCCUGGCUAUGACCUGGGACCACGAUGCUAUCUAUGCUCAAGCCAAAGCUGUCGGAUCAGAGUUCUAUAACAAAGGCAUCCAGGUGGUGGCUGGUCCUACUUCUCAGCCAAUGGGCCGUAGCCCUUGGGGUGGUCGCAAUGUUGAAGGAUUUGGCCCUGAUCCUUAUCUCAAUGGCUUAGCCACUGGCCUCUCCACUAAAGGUUAUGUCGACGCUGGUGCGAUUCCGGGUGGCAAGCAUUUUCUUCUUUAUGAGCAAGAAACCAACCGUACUUCCAGUGGUGGCGGCGGCGGUCCCGGUGGUGGAGGCGGAGGAGGUAUGCCUCCUGGGGGCAUGGGCUUCGGUGGCUCGAACUCUUCGUCACCAGGGCCGCAGCCCUCAGGUUCUUUCAUUCGACGUGAUACCGUCUCCUCAGAUACGGAACCAGCCCCCUACUCCUCCAACGCAGACGACAAAACCUUGCACGAAACAUACCUCUGGCCCUUUUACGAUGCAGUGAAGAAUGGUCUUGGAGCUGUCAUGUGCGCGAUGACUAAAGUCAAUGGCACAUACAGUUGCGAGAACUCGGAUCUUUUGAUGAAGACAUUGAAGACCGAACUUGGCUUCCUGGGUUUAGUCUGGCCUGACAUUAAUGGCCAAAACAGUGCUGAAGGGCCGGCAUUAGGCGGCGAGGAUUAUGGAUCGAGCAGUGUUUGGAGAAACUCGAUUGUGGAUCUCCUCUAUGGCGCUAUCAGCCCUUCCGGUCGUCUUGUCCACACCAUUGCCAAGAACGAGAGUGACUACAACGUGGAGCUUUGCUACACUGCUCAAUGCGAUUUUACCGAGGGUGUUUAUAUUGACUACCGCUACUUUGAUGCCAAGAAUGUUACUCCCAGAUACCCCUUUGGUCAUGGUAUUUCCUACACUACGUUCAAGUACUCGGAUCUUGCCAUAAAGACCCCAUUUGCUAUAACCAAGGCUCCCCAGGGCAACCUUACCGUCGGUGGCAACAGUGACCUGUGGGACAUUGUGGGAACCGUCUCUGCUCGCAUCACCAACAGUGGCAUGCUUGCGGGUGCGGAGAUUCCUCAACUCUACCUUGGGUUCCCAGACGCAGCAGAUCAACCUGUUCGUCAGCUUCGUGGUUUCGACCGUGUUGAACUUCGCGCAGAACAGGAAACCAUCGUUACGUUCAAUCUCCGGCGCCGUGACAUUUCCUACUGGGAUGUAGCUGCCCAGCAAUGUCUCGUUGCUUCUGGAAAGUACAAGGUAUAUGUGGGUGCAAGCUCUCGGGACUUGAGAUUGAAUGGAACAUUCUCUUUGAGAAAGAGCAUUUCACUGGCGGGUGCUCCUUUCAAGGACCUGCCUGCUCGUUCCUAUUUGUUCUAG